ACCUUCUUCUUGUUUUGCCAAUCAUCUGAGUUUGAUCGAUCAAGGUAGGUAAAUCAAUCGAUAGGAUGGCGGCCAACGAUGUGCCUUGCUGCGAGUCUAUGUUCUGGGUUUAUCUGGUUGUGUGCGUGGUUCUUGUCUCCUUUGCCGGCCUCAUGUCUGGCCUUACCUUGGGGCUCAUGUCCCUCAGUCUUGUUGAUCUUGAAGUCGUCAUCAAGGCUGGUCAACCUGAAGAUAGGAAGAACGCAGAGAAAAUUCUACCGAUAGUCAAGAAUCAACACCUACUCUUAUGCACUCUCCUUAUAGGCAAUGCCCUUGCAAUGGAGGCUCUUCCGAUCUUCCUGGAUUCCCUCCUAUCCGAGUGGUGUGCAAUAUUAAUAUCAGUUACUCUAAUAUUGGCAUUUGGUGAGAUCAUUCCUCAAGCUGUAUGUUCUCGGUAUGGGUUGAGUGUUGGAGCAAAACUCUCCGUUUUAGUUCGGUUCAUCGUAAUAAUCCUCUUCCCGGUAGCUUACCCGAUCAGUAAGCUCCUGGAUUUGCUGCUGGGGAAAAGACAUUCUGCUCUUCUUCGACGAGCUGAGCUGAAAACACUGGUUGACAUGCUUGGAAAUGAGGCAGGGAAAGGUGGAGAACUAACCCAUGAUGAAACAACCAUCAUCUCUGGAGCACUGGAUAUGACACAAAAAACUGCUAAAGAUGCCAUGACACACCUGUGUAACAUUUUUUCACUCGACAUAGAUUCUAAACUCGACGAGUAUGUUCUUCUUCUAUGUCUCUCUGGCUUUAUGUCUCAAUUUAGGUUUCACUCUCAUCAAACAUAUGUUGUACGGAACAGGAAAACAAUAGGGAUGAUCAUGAGAAAAGGCCACAGUCGUGUACCCAUCUAUUCAGGGGGACCGGCAAAUAUCAUUGGGCUAAUACUGGUGAAAAAUCUGAUCAAGUGCCGUCCCGAAGACGAAACUCCCAUCAGGAAUCUUACUAUUAGAAGCAUCCCCAGGGUUCAUGAUCGUUUACCUCUCUAUGAUGUAUUGAAUCUAUUCCAGGAAGGGCACAGCCACAUGGCUGUUGUUGUUAAGAGCAAGGAUAAUAUAAAAAGAGACUGCUGAAACCAAACUUCACUCUAAUUCUAAAAGAACCAAGUCA
Messenger RNA from Hibiscus syriacus, 1137 nucleotides. Its product is annotated as DUF21 domain-containing protein At5g52790-like. NCBI's taxonomy places the organism in Eukaryota, Viridiplantae, Streptophyta, Magnoliopsida, Malvales, Malvaceae. Bases 66 to 1100 code for a protein of 344 amino acids. Gene Ontology annotation, biological process: magnesium ion homeostasis. The transcript has 7 exons. Gene Ontology annotation, cellular component: intracellular membrane-bounded organelle. The record is from RefSeq and is a predicted model, not a curated record.